Messenger RNA from Silurus meridionalis, 1029 nucleotides. RefSeq names its product vesicular glutamate transporter 1-like. The annotation marks the transcript as partial. Lineage: Eukaryota; Metazoa; Chordata; Actinopteri; Siluriformes; Siluridae. Gene Ontology annotation, biological process: monoatomic anion transport; transmembrane transport; regulation of synapse structure or activity. Gene Ontology annotation, molecular function: neurotransmitter transmembrane transporter activity; L-glutamate transmembrane transporter activity. The transcript is spliced from 6 exons. Gene Ontology annotation, cellular component: excitatory synapse; synaptic vesicle membrane. The record is from RefSeq and is a predicted model, not a curated record.
AAAGGUAAUUAUAAUAACUUAAAAAAUGAUCAUGAUGUUCUUUUUCUUUUCUUGCAGAAGUUCAACACUCCCUGGAAGAAGUUUUUCACCUCCAUGCCUGUUUAUGCCAUCAUCGUAGCCAAUUUCUGGACUUUCUACCUGUUGCUCAUCAGCCAGCCGGCUUAUUUCAAGGAGGUUUUUGGCUUUGAGAUAAGCAAGGUUGGUAUCCUCUCUGCUCUUCCUCACUUGGUAAUGACGAUAGUUGUUCCUAUUGGAGGGCAGUUGGCUGAUUAUUUACGCUCUCACAACAUCAUGAGCACCACCAAUGUACGCAAGCUGAUGAACUGUGGAGGAUUUGGUUUGGAGGCUACCUUCUUGUUGGUUGUUGGUUUUUCUCACUCUAAAGGAGUAGCCAUCUCUUUCCUUGUCCUUGCUGUGGGCUUCAGUGGCUUUGCCAUCUCAGGAUUUAAUGUGAAUCAUUUGGACAUUGCCCCCCGUUAUGCCAGCAUCCUAAUUGGCAUCUCUAAUGGGGUGGGUACUUUAUCAGGCAUGGUGUGUCCUGUAAUAGUGGGAGCCAUGACAAAACACAAGACACGAGAGGAGUGGCAGUAUGUGUUUCUCAUUGCUUCCUUGGUACAUUAUUGUGGUGUCAUCUUCUAUGGUAUUUUUGCGUCUGGAGAGAAGCAGGUUUGGGCCGAGCCAGAGAACACCAACGAAGAGAAGUGUGGAAUUCUGGGAGAGGAUGAGCUAGCCAAUGAGACUGUACAACUGUACAGAACAGGGGGUGGGGCCUAUGGGGCCACUGGACACUCAUGGGACCAGAAGGGAUUGGAUCUUAGAGGGGGCGGGGCCAGGGCCAGCUGUGCCCCCUAAUGAAAACAAACUGAGGAAUAUGUUCAACCUGAUGGAACAAACAGUUUCCUGUAUGGAGGAGAGGAAGGGAGAGAUCUAACAUAGAAAUAGAGAGACGGAGAGAGAGAGAGAAAGAGACAUAGAGAGAAAGAAAAAAAAAAAGAGACAGAUGUACACUACAUUUUUGUCUCAGGAGAA